This is a messenger RNA of Wickerhamiella sorbophila, 726 nucleotides long. RefSeq lists its product as hypothetical. The transcript has a single exon. The record is from RefSeq and is a predicted model, not a curated record. The coding region runs from base 1 to 726 and encodes 241 amino acids. Lineage: Eukaryota; Fungi; Ascomycota; Dipodascomycetes; Dipodascales; Trichomonascaceae.
AUGCUCCGCACCCUCUUGGCCAUUUUUGUGUUUUUAGGCUUUUCGCAGGCUUUGUUUACUUCUAAAGAGGCUCAACUGUGCAAGCCACGUUCUUCUAAUGCACUUCCAUACAGUGGAUUUCGUAUAUACCGCCGGUACUCCUUUGGGUGGCCCACCCUGCACCACUACUUAUUUAUUCACUGCACCUACGGUCGUAUGGAUCAUUCUCUCUACAUAGCUACCUCGCGAAAUGGUAAUUUUAAUUGGAAUGAAAUGCUAUGCAUCAACUACGAUAUGUGCUAUCGAGCCAUUCGGCGAAAAGAGUAUGCAAACCGUCAAAUGCCGCUCUAUCUGAACAACGUUAUGAUAGGCGGCUUAUUCAAGUGUAACAGCGACGACUGCAUUGAUAGGGUCACUCCAAUCCUGCCCCUACUGGCUGACAACCCUUCAGCACCGAUUGCCAUACGAGAAGGUACUCGUAGGGUCAAAUAUGUGCCCCUUGCCUACACCCCGGACUUUCUUAAUGUACAAUACCCGCGCGUGGUGCCAAUGGACGGGAUUCCGAACUGGUCCCGCAAGCUGUCAAUCACCGAAGACUAUCACUUUACUCGGGCAGAUAAAGCAAAACACUGGUAUCUUGCAAACCGCGUAAUCAACAAGAUUCACGGCAAGCUCGUCCAAGUGGACGAUACAUAUUACCCGUGGGAAUUUGAUUUUGCCAGUAAACAAAUGGCUAAAGGUUUGUAA